GCUCGCUUCCUAGUUUGCUAUCUUCGCCCAAGACACCUGCAGCCUGCCGUCUGACGGCACACGAGAUCCCAAGCCACGCAAAGUCAUCUCUACAUUUGUUGGAUUUGGAAGCAAAGCACAGAGACACCGUUCCGUUGAUAAGGGACCAAAACCUAAACAACAUGGAUCGAAGUCGUACAGUCAGUGGGGGGCACUCUGACAAUGCGCCCUUGAUAAGCUCCGUCGAACCACUCAGCUAUGACAGUGGCGAUGUAGCGAUGCAGCAUAUCGACGACACAUCAUACUCGCCAUCCAAAUCGCCAUCCGACUCACCAUUCCACUCACCAUCCAUGGUCCAAUCUCCAGAGAUCAUGGAGUCCAAGGGCGGAUUCUACGCAAGCGUAGGCAGCCCCAGCUCCACGUUUGACGUUGAAGACGGGACUCAUCACCAUAAACACCACCACCGCGUCAAGCGAUUCGACCACAAAGAGGCGCGGAAAACGCUCCUAAAGACAGGCGCGACGAAACUCCUCGUAACACUGUUCUUCAGCGCAGCAAUGUGUGUUACACUCAAAUGUUGGGAAGGAUGGCGCCGCCCCGUCGUUCUCUCGAAAAUCGAUAUUCGAAUCUUCAACUCGCUCACUCUCGGUCUCUCUCUGUGUCUGGGUCUGAACAUCUUGGCCUCGUUGAAGCAUUAUGCAUCAGUGUUCCGAUGGUCAUUCCUCACCAGACGAUACGUCAGUCUGGAAGUAUUCGACCUGAUCCUACACCUGAGUUCGCUUGCCAAGGUCACAAAGCUGAUGAUCCUCUCUUCACCCGGUUUCCGAGGCAAAAAAUGGCUACGCAAGUUUCGGUGGUUCAAGGACGUGAGAGACGAUGGGACAAAGUGGAUGUGGCUUGCGUGUCUAGCAUGGUUGGCUAUUAACAUCGGCUCUCAGAUCCUAGUUGCACUGCUGAGUCUGUUCUGGCCAAUGGAGAACUCGGAGAUACCACUCUUAUCCUAUGGGAACGUAACUGUAGCCGAUCUGAACGAUUGGUACGUCGACAACCCGCCGCGCGAGAUCGACCCCGACAUCAGUCUCAUCAACGAGACUUCGCUGGAAGCGGCAUGGAUGUACGGCAUGGAAGCCAUGGCAUACCCGAGCUUCAAUCUUACCGGCAACAUCGACGACAUGAUUACUGAUCUAUCCGGCCUACCAGGCACACCCAUCUACAGCGGCAACGGCGCGUGGCAUUACCGCUUCUUCAACCGCGAUCCAGCCCACCAAUGGGUCAACUACCUCGCCAGCUCCCGCAACAUCACCGUCCGCGCAUCAUGUGAGCAACUCGAAGUUAAAGACGGUACAGUGCACGACGUGCCCGACGAAGCCCUCUACAUCAUGGCUCGACACCAAGGCGACGACGACUACGUCAAAUGGGAAGUCACCGAACAAGCCGGCGGCUCUGUAACCUGGAUGGCCUCUGUUCCCGAAAACUGCGGGCCAAGAUGCACAAACUUCACCGUCAUGCAACUCCCCGAGUCAGAUAAGAAGCAUGCGCGUGUGACCACCGCCUCCCUCUUCCUCUGCAACAACACACUCGGUAACGUAACCUCGUCCUACGCCCCCAACGACAUCGUCCCCCGCGACCCCGCCGACUUCGCUGCAGUCUGGGGCUCCGAUACUUUCGCUCGUACAGCUGCUGGCGCCAUGGGCUGGACAGGUAUACCAUGGAACCUAUGGUUUGAUCGCCAAACCCGGUCUUACAGUCAAGGCACCAAAUGGUCCCCUGCGCACAACAUCGCCAAAUCAGAAGUCGAAGAUCUACUCAUGCGCUUUACCAUCGGCGCCGUCGCCGCCUUCGAUGACCACGGCAUCCGAUACAACGUCACGCACCAAACCGUCGUCCCAUCCCAAGGCCAACAACUAGACGUAGACUGGUCCUACAUCUUCAGCAUCCUCGGCGGAAUCUGCUUCAUCCAGUUCCUCGCCCUGUGCCUGCUGGGUCUCUUCGCCAACCGCACGAUUGUUCGCGACGAGAGUUUCUUUAGUAUGGCUAUGCUAUUGAAUCCUGUUGUGAGUCGUAUUGGAGGUGACGCGGCGAUGGUUAUGAGUGGGGAUGAGAUUAAGGAAGCGAGGGCGCUAAGGUUCAAGAAGAUCAAGUAUGAUUAUCAUGAGGGGGGAAAGGGGGAGCCGAAUCGUGUCGCUAUUUUCUUUGAGGGUGAGGAUCGCAGGGAGAGUCGGAAGAGCUGGGCGGCGGGGAGUUAUAGUUAGGGCAUUUCAUGUUUUUUAGAAGUUUGAGAAUGUAAUGGAUACAGACGUA
Alternaria rosae is the source of this 2280-nucleotide messenger RNA. RefSeq lists its product as uncharacterized. The record is from RefSeq and is a predicted model, not a curated record. NCBI's taxonomy places the organism in Eukaryota, Fungi, Ascomycota, Dothideomycetes, Pleosporales, Pleosporaceae. The coding region runs from base 162 to 2231 and encodes 689 amino acids. The transcript has a single exon.